UAAUGGCGACUGUAAUUGACGUUUGCCAGCCGGGGUGAAGGGGGAACUAUUUCACUUUCAGUUAUUUCUUUAAUUGUUCCAUUUUGCAUCUAUGGAAAAGGUGCAUUUGUUAUUCGUAAACUUAAUGGUUGAUCGCAUGACGUUUUGUUUUAUUGAACACUAUUUAUCUAGUGUUUACUAGUAGAGUGUUGUGUCAGAGUACGUCCACUCCAAUAAGUGUUCAUCAAAAAUGACGAUGCAAAAGAAAAGAACGACAAACUUUCGCGAAGAUGAAACGAAGCUUUUGAUUCAGUUGUGGGGCAGCCCGUCUAUUCAGACUCAAAUGAGUACUUGCCACAGAAAAGCACCAAUAAUGAUCCAACUUGCAUCAAUGAUGCAACAGUAUGGUUUCUACCGCACUCCCGAGGAGAUCACUACAAGAAUAAGAAAUCUUAAGUGUAUCUAUCACAGGAUAAAGAAGACUCUGAGCACUGGUUUAAUUACUGACCCUGACUGGCAUCAUUUCAAAGCAAUGGAUGCUAUUCUUGGUGAUGGAAUGAUAGCCCAUAGAUACAGUAUUGGAGUGGAUGGUUUCCCAAGAAGAGAAAUAAAGAAGGAACUUGUUGACAUGGAAGAUAUUAUAAAUUCGAAGUUUAGUAAUGAUAGUCACAGUUCAGGAUGUGAUGAUGAUGGAGACACUGUUGGAAAUUACAUCUCCUCAUCACCAAUGCAGGGUUUGACUAUCACAUCAUCAACACCAAUCAUUGCUGGACCAUCAUCUACCAACAGAGUGAGUAGUUCAGCCACUUCACACAAGACAAAGUAUGGAGAAGAUGACGAACCAAGUCCUGGCAGUGGAGAGCCCAAACGGCAGCGGCUUCAGGGACCCAGCGUCGGGAGAUCAAGCCACAGGGAUGAUUCCCUUCCGAACAGUCCAGACACAAGGAAGCAACACGAGCAGCCUGAAGUAACUGGCCUUCUUCAACAGUUACUAGAUGUUGAGAGGGAACAUUUGGAGAUUGAAAAGCAGCGCCUUGAAUUUGAUAGGAAAGUCGGGUGUCAGCUCAUGGCGCUAAUUCCGAUAGUGGGAAGUAUACUGCAGAAUCAGUUUUUGUUUCAGCAACAGCAGCAGCAGCAUCAUCAACAACAACAACAACAAGGACAAGAUGCGGCAGAAUCUCCAGAAAAUAAUAGUGAUGGGGAUUCUGAUCAGAAUUCCUGUGAUGAAGAAGUUCGAAAGGAUGAAGCCCAUUUCUCGAGAGAAGAACUGUCACCCGAUUUGGGCUGUGGUAUACUCCAGUCAUUCACUGAUUUUGGAUCCUAAUUCUCCAUAAUUUUUAGUGAAUUGUAUUAGUUGUAUGGAAAAUGAAAGGGAGUUCCUUUCUUUUUUACAACAUUUAUAGUACAAAGCAUCUGAUGGAAGUUAGAGGUACAAAUGAUUUCCUUUUUAAAAACUGACGUAAUAUACGGUGUUUAGGAAAACGUAAUUGUAACCGUGUACUGGAUAUUUAUUAUUAUAAGAGUAUUUGACACAACUUUGCAAUACAGUGACCAUUUAUUUAUGUCUUGAUUUUCCUAUUUUGCUUGCAUAAUCUUCUGUCAUAGCUGCACUUUACACUGACAGCUGUGUACCAGUGAAGUUAAAACAUAUUUUAUUCAUAUUUAAAUAAGGUUAUAUUAGGUUAGGUUAGUUCAGUUUAAGUUAGGUUAGGUUAGGUUAGGUUAGUUCAGUUUAAGUUAGGUUUUAUCAGAUUAAUUCUGCAACAAGUUCCGUAGCAGAGAACGUGGUUGGAUGACACAGAAGGUUAAAUGUAUGAUCACCAUAUUGUAAAGUUAUUCUAGAGUAUUUAUACUUAGUGAUAAAAUUGUGGCUUUUAAGACUUGCAGUAAUACGAAGGCUUCCAUACGCGUUUUGUUGGAAAGGAAUCUAGUCAGUACCACACGAGUGUACACCGGUAACUUCAUCCUGGUGUGUCUCCACCUUUUACAUGUGGUGGUACAGUAAAAGUAGUUCAUUAGUUCAUAGGACGCCAAAUGAUUUUGUAUACACAUUUGUGCGCUUGCAUAAACUAUGUCCAGUUUUGAAUAAGUGGAGUAUGUAACAAAUAUAAAGAAAUAUGAAAUAA
Molecule: messenger RNA, 2105 nt
Organism: Zootermopsis nevadensis
Lineage: Eukaryota; Metazoa; Arthropoda; Insecta; Blattodea; Termopsidae
Biological process (GO): positive regulation of DNA-templated transcription
Cellular component (GO): nuclear body
Source: RefSeq, a predicted model, not a curated record